AAAGAAUCAUGGGUAGGUCAUAAGCAGAUUCAUCUGCAACGAUCCAAAAUGGCUUCCAACACGAUGAAAAUGUUGCGAAAGUUUAUCGAAUUCACAACACAAAACAAGGGGUUUGAUCGUGUGUGCGACAAGAUUAUUCCUGUAGCUGGUACACCCGGAAAAUGCAAAUUCAGUUUAAAGGUCGAUGAAGGGCAUUUAAAUACAGGAGGAACCUUGCAUGGAGGAUUGACAGCAACACUGGUCGAUUCUCUAACAACUGCAGCAAUAAUGACUGCUGGUGGCUCACCUGGUGUUAGUGUUGACUUGAAUGUUACAUAUAUGAAAGCAGUGAAGGAAGGAGAGACAAUAUCCAUCAACGCAGAAGUUUUAAAACUUGGCAAGAGAUUAGCGUUUACAACUUGUGAUAUUUCAAAUGAGAAUGGAAUCCUAAUAGCGCAGGGUAGGCACACAAAAUUUGUUGGAUAAAGUGAAAACCUGAUACUUUUACUGCAAUAAGACUAGAUUGAAUAUAUACUAUUUGUGUUGUGUAUACAUCUUCUCAUCAUGAUGGCUUACUAUAAAUAAUUUAAAGGGUGGUAGUCGUCGCGCCGCGCAUGUGCGACAUUUGUGUUGAUAAACAUUGAUUUUCCCACAAUCCAAUGCGCUCUUCUAAUGGAAAUCACAAGUUUUGACCUAGGCGCGACUUGGACUAAUUACCGCUGGUGACUCCUUUGAUACAUCCCAAUCACCUAAAAAAUACCUAAUUGGUUUGGUAACGUCUCAGUUUGUACUAUUUGAUCUACACAACAGCCAAAGUCGCCAUCAAUGUUUAUAUGAGACUCGUAUAUCUCUUAGUGACGACUACCGCACUUUAACCGAUGUAACUAACAAUGGACCCUGACAGUUCAGUAUUAGUUCGUGCAGUUCUUUUCAAGUGUCCCUUUCAAAUAUCUGAUCCUUUUUGUUUUGCCUGACAUAUGAAGUUUCAUUGUAUUAUCGCAGCAUCAACCAAGUCGAGUGGAAUACAAGUACAUCAACACUCCAUAAUUGUAAGCUAUGUGUGUGAGACGUUGAAGUUACUUAGCAAUAAAUUCAGCAUCCACUGGUUAUUUAAUUCAUGUCAUGUAAUACUGUUCUGUUUCUGAUGACCAUUGGACACUACUAACUUAUAGUUACAUAGGACAUAAUAUUCAAUGUUUUACUCGUGCUCUAAAGGAUGUACAAAAAAAAAUUGUGUAUUUAAAUUUUGUAAAAUAUUCAUCUUAAUGUGAUUCAGUAAUAGGAUAACACCUCAUGAUGCUCAUAAAUAUAUAAUAAUGCUUGCCUAAUUUCUGCUAUUUGCAAGAAGCUUGAAUACUGUAACUUGUAUUUGAUAUGAUUACUUCACAUCUUCAAAACAUAGGAGACUUCAACCAAAGUUCUACCAUCAGUAAAUAGAUGAAGCUCAACUAUCUACAAAUAUGAGUGUGUGGAACACUCUGCAAGAGUUUUAUAGACUUCUGUUUGGUUUCACUUUGUGAUUUGAUCGCAAAAAAUUUCUUAUUUUGAGCUUGAUAUAGCAACACUGUAUUGCUGACAUGUAUUUUAGGGAAAGAUUUAUUGUUUUUAUUUGGGAAAAUCAGUGAAUUGUGAAAUAUCACCAACUAUACAAGGAUUGGGUGAUACAUGGUUUAGCAGUCUAGAAUCUACCGGGUAUAUGCCACUCCACUAAUGCUAGUAAUAUAUCAUCACAGUUAACUCAGUAUUGCUUAUACAAAUGUAUUGCAGAUUGGAUUAGUUAUAAACAUUUUUAAGAUGAGAUUGUGGA
Molecule: messenger RNA, 1786 nt
Organism: Saccoglossus kowalevskii
Lineage: Eukaryota; Metazoa; Hemichordata; Enteropneusta; Harrimaniidae
Product: acyl-coenzyme A thioesterase 13-like
Molecular function (GO): fatty acyl-CoA hydrolase activity
Source: RefSeq, a predicted model, not a curated record